This is a messenger RNA of Callithrix jacchus (white-tufted-ear marmoset), 838 nucleotides long. Lineage: Eukaryota; Metazoa; Chordata; Mammalia; Primates; Cebidae. The record is from RefSeq and is a predicted model, not a curated record.
ACAAAGGCCUGAGGGAUGCCUGCCCAGCAAGCUGAGCCACCAAAGCUCUGGGGAUCAGAGGGAACAAAGACAGAGGGAAAGAAGAGUGCUGACAGGGCCAGAGGCCAGAGGCCGCAGGGCUAUAAAGAGGGAGGCCACAAAGCAAGUGGCACCAGAUGGAGACCCAGACUGUGCAGCAGGAGCUGGAAACCCUUCCAACCACCAAGAUGGCUCAGACCAACCCUACGCCGGGGUCCCUGGGGCCAUGGAAGCUGGAUUGGUUAUGAGCAUACCAGCUUCUGUGGGCAACAGUUUAUCCUGGAGAGAGGAGAAUACCCUCGCUGGGAUGCCUGGAGUGGGAGUAAUGCCUACCACAUUGAGCGUCUCAUGUCCUUCCGCCCCAUCUGUUCAGCUAAUCAUAAAGAGUCUAAGAUGACCAUCUUUGAGAAGGAAAACUUUAUUGGACGCCAGUGGGAGAUCUCCGACGACUACCCCUCCUUGCAAGCCAUGGGCUGGUUCAACAAUCAAGUUGGCUCCAUGAAGAUACAAAGUGGGGCCUGGGUUUGCUACCAAUACCCUGGAUAUCGUGGGUAUCAGUAUAUCUUGGAAUGUGACCAUCAUGGAGGAGACUAUAAACACUGGAAAGAGUGGGGCUCUCAUGCCCAGACUUCCCAGAUCCAAUCGAUUCGCCGAAUCCAACAGUAGUGGAUUAAAACCUCCAAGUACGAGAAUUCCUUAAGGCACGAAGCCUUGCUAAGCACUCUAGAAUGAGUUUUAUGUUCUGCUCACAUUGCUUUCAAAUGUUAGCUGCUGAAACCCACAAUAAAUGUCAUUAAAAAAAAAAAAAAACUUUGUAGAC